CUAGAUGGAGAAUGGGAGGGAAGAAAGAGGCGUAGAGUAGAGGGAAUGGAGGGAAUGGAGGAGAGUGGUCUGUUUGAGAUGAAAAGAGGGAAGGGAAGGGCGUGGUGGUGGUUGUACGCGGCGUCAAUGCAACUGGGGUUGCUCAUGAUUUGGUUGUACAGGAUCUUGCACUUGCCUGAGGCCGGAGAGAAGGGGAGAUGGGCGUGGAUGGCAAUGUUCGCCGCCGAGCUAUGGUUCGGCUUCUACUGGAUUCUCAAUCUCUCCGUUCGUUGGAAUCCGAUUUACCGCUAUACUUUCAAGGAUAGGCUCUCACUAAGAUUUGAAGUCAAACUGCCAAGGAUAGAUGUUUUCAUAUGCACUGCUGACCCCACCAUAGAACCCCCUAUAGUAGUUAUCAACACAGUUUUAUCAGUCCUGGCCUAUAAUUAUCCGCCAAAGAAACUAAGUGUUUAUCUAUCUGAUGAUGGUGGUUCAAUCAUUACAUUCUAUGCACUGCUUGAGGCAUCAAAUUUUGCAAAGUUAUGGAUACCGUUUUGUAAGAAGUUCGAUGUGAAGCCCUUGUCACCAUCUCUCUUCUUCUCAAAAUCAUCAGUUCAAAUACAUGAUCAAAGUUUCUCGGAAUGGGCAGCUAUGAAAAAAACAUACGAAGAAAUGGAGAGUCGGAUUGCUGCAGCAAUGAAACUUGGUGACAUUUCCGAAGAGAUUAAGGCUGUGCAUGAAGGUUUUGCUGAGUGGAGCUCCAAAACAUCUUCUAAGGAUCACCAAGCCAUCAUCAAGAUACUAAUUGAUGGAAGAGAUGAAAAUGCAAGAGAUUCUGCUGGAUUUGCAAUGCCGACAAUUGUUUAUAUGGCCCGUGAGAAACAUCCGAAGUAUCAGCAUAAUUUUAAAGCCGGGGCUUUAAAUGCUUUGUUGAGAGUUUCUGAGAAGAUAACCAAUGGACCAAUUGUUCUCACUCUUGAUUGUGAUAUGUGUGCUACUGACCCUAAUUCAAUCAGGGAUUCAUUGUGCUUCUUUAUGGAUGAAGAGAGAGGCCAUGAGUACGCCUUUGUGCAAUUUCCUCAAAGCUUUAUAAACCUCACCAAGCACGAUUUGUAUGCAAGAGCCUUCAAAAUUGUUCACAAAGUAUAUUUUCCUGGGCUAGAUGGACUUGGAGGUACAAUGUUCACUGGGUCAUGUUGCUUCCACAGGAGAGAUUGUCUGAACGGGAGAGAAUACAGUAAAGUAAGUAAAAUUGUGAUGAAUGGGGAAAGACAACGGAUUCAAGAAAAAAGUGUUAGCGCCAUAGAAGAAAGAGCCAAGGACCUAGCAACCUGCUCCUAUGAAGAGAACACCCAAUGGGGAAAACGAAUGGGGUUGAAGUAUGGAUGUCCUGUGGAAGAUGUGAUCACCGGAUUUUCCAUUAAAUGUCGAGGCUGGAAAUCAGCAUAUUUCAUUCCUAAAGGUGAACCUUUUCUUGGUCUUGCUCCGACGACACUCUCGCAGACUCUGUUACAGCACAAGAGAUGGUCUGAAGGCAACUUUCAAAUGUUACUUUCCAAGUACUCUCCUUUCUUUUACGGUUUUGGAAGAACAAAGCUUGGUCUUCAAAUGGGUUACAGCGUUUGCAGCUUUUGGGCUGCCAGUUCUAUUCCAACUCUUAUCUAUGUCCUCAUCCCUUCCAUUUGCCUCCUUCAUGGAAUUUUCUUAUUUCCUAGUGUUUCUAGCAUUUGGUUACUGCCAUUUUUAUUUCUGAUUGCCUUGAGCAAUGCUGUUAACUUGUGGGAGUUCCUUCAUUAUGGACUAACAGCAAAGGGUUGGUGGAAUGAUACAAGAAUCUGGUUGUAUAGAACAACUACUUCAGAUCUAUUUGCCUUGGUGGAUACAAUUCUAAAGCUUUUGGGUGUCGCGGAUUCAGCUUUUGUUGUUACACCGAAGGUGGCUGAUGAAGAGGCAUCUGAGAGGUAUGAGAAAGAGAUCAUGGAGUUUGGAUCUGCUUCCCUGAUAUUUACGAUAUUGUCGACAAUAUCAAUGUUCAAUCUCUUUUGCUUCGUGGGAGGAAUUAGAAAAGUAGUAAUGGAUGGAGGAAUUCAAGAUUUGAGCUCGCUGUUUCUGCAAUUUUUGUUGUGUGGGUGUUUGGUACUCAUAAACAUUCCCAUCUUCGAAGCUUCGUUCUUCAGGAGUGAUGAAGGAUGCAUUCCAAUGAGAACCACAUUUUCAUCUGUUGCAAUAGUCAUUGUUGCGUAUUUCAUGCCUGUUUUUAAGGAGAAGUAACUUCUUUUGGGUACAAUACGGUCAUUUUUUAAUAAACGAACAAAAAUUUAAUAAUGAUAUUUUCUCAUAUUGAUGAGAAUAUUUUGUUUAGUUGUGAUAUUGUAUGGGCUACGACAGCUCUUACUGUUAGCUUAU
Messenger RNA from Phalaenopsis equestris, 2385 nucleotides. Its product is annotated as cellulose synthase-like protein E6. Gene Ontology annotation, biological process: plant-type primary cell wall biogenesis; cellulose biosynthetic process. Gene Ontology annotation, molecular function: cellulose synthase (UDP-forming) activity; mannan synthase activity. The transcript has 8 exons. Gene Ontology annotation, cellular component: plasma membrane; trans-Golgi network. The coding region runs from base 46 to 2250 and encodes 734 amino acids. Lineage: Eukaryota; Viridiplantae; Streptophyta; Magnoliopsida; Asparagales; Orchidaceae. The record is from RefSeq and is a predicted model, not a curated record.